Messenger RNA from Solanum stenotomum, 1727 nucleotides. RefSeq lists its product as uncharacterized. Gene Ontology annotation, molecular function: protein binding; homoserine dehydrogenase activity; aspartate kinase activity. The transcript has 13 exons. Gene Ontology annotation, biological process: aspartate family amino acid biosynthetic process. Bases 1 to 1476 code for a protein of 491 amino acids. The record is from RefSeq and is a predicted model, not a curated record. Lineage: Eukaryota; Viridiplantae; Streptophyta; Magnoliopsida; Solanales; Solanaceae.
AUGAUUGGAUCAAAGGACAUUAUAGAUGGUAUUACUAAAGAUUGUCGUAUUUCUUAUACCUUAAUGGUUGCAUCAAAUGAUAUUAUUAUUGCUGUUAAAGCCUAUAUUCAGGAGCAAACUGGAUUUUCUUUUACUUAUCAGAAGCUUUUGUACGAGGGUGCAGUUUUAAGAAAUCCUCAAACUCUUGUUUCUCUAGGAAUAAAGAAAGGAUCUACAUUAAUUCUUCGAUAUGAACCAAUAUCGAGCAACAAGUUUACGAGUUGUAUAUUUAAUAUUAAGAUUGAACGUAAUUACACCGUUGGAGAUCUUAAAACGAGCAGGCGAGCACACGGGGUUAGCUUUGAGUUAUCAGUGAGUGUGACGAUUGCUCCAUCUCUUAAGAAAGGAGUUGGCCGUCAAUUUCUUCAACACAUUGUUUCUUGUCGAUCUCUUCACGCUAAACAGGGGUUGCAUUUGCGAGUUGUGGGUGUGUGUGAUAGCAAAUCUUUGGUGGUUGUAGCUGAUGUUCUUACUUCAGAAUUCGAUGAUUCAUUUCUUCUUGAAGUUUAUCGUGUCAAAUCCAAUGGCUCUUCAUUGCAGACUCUUGCAAUUUCUGGUGAAUGUCAAGUGUUUUCUGGUCCAGAAGUUAUACGAAAAGUAAUUGAUAUUGGACUUCUUGGAAAAUCAACAGGUUUAGCAUUUGUUGAUUGUUCAGUUAGUGCUGAGACUAUUGGAGUGCUAAACCAGGUUGUAGAUUUUGGUUGUUGUGUGGUGCUGGCUAACAAGAAGCCUCUUACUGUGCCAAUGGAGUAUUAUGAUAAGUUGGUGUCACAGCCCCGUCGCCUUAGACACAAGUCAACUGUUGGUGCUGGCCUUCCUGUCAUAGCAUCCUUAAAUCGCAUAAUUUCAUCAGGAGACCCUGUCUACCGUAUUAUUGGGAGUUUGAGUGGUACCCUGGGGUAUGUAAUGAGUGAGAUUGAGGAUGGAAAGCCAUUCAGCCAGGUCGUUAAUGCUGCUAAAAGCCUUGGCUACACUGAACCAGAUCCUCGGUAUGAUCUAGGUGGUAUGGAUGUAGCAAGAAAGGCUCUCAUUCUUGCUCGGCUCCUUGGAAGGCGUUUAAACCUAGAUAAUAUGAAGAUUGAAAGCUUGUAUCCUGAAGAAAUGGGACCAGAUGUGAUGCCUCUGGAAGACUUUCUAGUGAAUGGGCUUCCCUUACUUGAUCAGAAAAUUGAAGAUAGGAUUAAACAAGCUUCUGCAAAUGGGAAUGUUCUGUGUUAUGUUUGCUUGAUUGAUGAUGCCAGAUGUGAAGUUGGCAUCCAAGAAGUUCCAAAAGAUUCCGCAUUGGGAAGAUUAAGAGGAAGUGAUAAUGUGGUGGAGAUAUACAGCCGUUGUUACGAGAAACAACCUUUGGUUAUCCAAGGUGCUGGAGCAGGAAAUGAUACCACAGCAGCUGGUGUCCUAGCUGAUAUCCUUGACAUUCAAGAUUUAUUCCCUUGACUGAGUAUUAUACACUGAGAUACAAACAUUAAAUCCUCAAAGGACGAAAAAUCGACUCUUCUUGUCCCUUUGCUUCCACAGAUUGGAGACUGAAAUCAGGCUAAGAAAGCUCACACAUUUUUUGAAAAAUUUCUCGAUACACGAGAGUUCCUCAUCAGUUUACAGUAGAUUAUUACGCAAUUUCUCUCGUGCAUUACCGUCUCAAAUGGAACAGUUCAAACUGAGUCAUUUGCUUCAGUGCUGGACUAGUU